Messenger RNA from Alternaria atra, 804 nucleotides. RefSeq lists its product as uncharacterized. The transcript is spliced from 4 exons. Bases 1 to 804 code for a protein of 267 amino acids. NCBI's taxonomy places the organism in Eukaryota, Fungi, Ascomycota, Dothideomycetes, Pleosporales, Pleosporaceae. The record is from RefSeq and is a predicted model, not a curated record.
AUGGGUACAGACUUCCUCUUCGCUCCCACGCCAGGCUAUCCAGGCUCUCCUGUUACCCCUGGUCGCAUCGGUCCGCCUAGCACACAAAAGCACGGCGUCACUUCUAUCAACAAGCGGAAGAACUAUGCGCUCAAGGAGAUGAUGCCAUCUGCGCAGACCCUGGUCCCCAAGGCUCCUCUCACAGAUACUGAGGUUAUCGUUUACUUUUUCCAGUCCAUCGCACGCCCACCAGUCGCGCUCCGCCUCUACCCCCGCCACUGGGUUACAAGGGAAGCAUCGGCCUUGGAUUGGAAGAAAGGCAUGUCUCACCAUUCUCAUAUCUCUUCAGCCAAUGGUCCUCCAUCAAGCCCCUUCGGCGGCACCAAGGUCGGCGUCAACCCAGCAGGCAUGUCGCAGAUCCCACCACCUUCUGUUAUGGGACCUGGAGCGAUCACCAAGUCCAAACAACACCCAUGCUCCCCCUUCUACUCUGCACAUGCCAAGAUCCUUCCUCGACAUCUCAGCAGGAACCCUGGGCAUGUGCAGCACAUGGAGGCACAGAGCUUCAAGAAAUAUGUCAAGGACCAUGAAGAGAUCGAGUUCUUCAGCAACGACUUCCAGGAGCACAGGUAUAGCUGGCCAUCUUCUCAGCAGCGAACAUCCUCAGCCCACCUGGCUAUCGCCCUAUCGAUCGACAACCAGGGUGGACCUUUCUUCCCUAUUCAGCCAGUACGCUCAGAGCGAACAUCGUUCCAGCCACCACCCACAGGUUUCGGCGAUCACCACAAGCUCACAUACUUCUACUACGCCGACUCCAAGCUCUAG